Phalacrocorax carbo (great cormorant) is the source of this 4778-nucleotide messenger RNA. Lineage: Eukaryota; Metazoa; Chordata; Aves; Suliformes; Phalacrocoracidae. The record is from RefSeq and is a predicted model, not a curated record.
UCUGGAGAAAUAGAUUUACAAUGACGCCUAAUGACAGAGCAGACGAAUUGCAAGGAGAUUGAUUUUUAAUGUAACACGAGACACCAGAGCUGGGGCGCCCCUUCCCCAGCGCCAGCCCGUGGGAAGAUGUGAAGUUUUAAUAAUGCAGCAAUGGGGGAUUUUUUUUGUGGUUUGGUUCCCCACCCCCACCCCCCCGCAGCAAAGGCUCCGGACGCCGCCAGGGCAGGAGGGCCGAGCGGGAGCCGGGGAGAGCGGCGGUGAGGGGAGCUGCGGGCGGGAGAGCGCGCCGCUCCGCGCCAUGGCACGCCCGCGCUGAGGCCCGCGGCGCCGGAGCGCUCCGCCGCUCCAUUAUUAUUUUAUUUGCCCCCCUUCCCUCUUUUUUUCUCCCCCACCCCCGCAAAUAAAAGAAGAAAAUUAAUUAUAACAGUAAUCGGCAGACAGCGCGGGGCUGCGCGGCCCGCGGCGGGCAUGCCCGCCCUCCGGCCCGGGGAGUCCCCUCAGGGGAGCGGGGCCCGCCGCGGGGGCUGCCCGCCGGCCGCGGGGCUCCUCCGCCCUCCCCCUCCCGCCUGCCUCCCGCCGAACCAGCCCCCUCUCCCCACCUUCCCCCGCCGUGGCAAAUCCUGAAUCGCAAGAGAUCCGCUGGGCAUAGGGAGGGGAUAUAUAUGGGGUUUGGUUUUUUUUUCCUCCCCCCACCCCCCCCAAGACCUGAGGAAAUCCAGCCCAAGUUCGCCGCGAUGACUGUGCUGCUGGCAUCGGGGUUUCUCCGCGGCAUCCCUGCCUCUGGACCGCCUCGUCGCUGCUGGCUCUGAAUCCUCAACACCGGGUUAAAGCUUAAUUCUCAUGUUGUGGUUGCUGGGCUGCCGCUUUCCCGUGUUUUGCGAUGGGAGGUGGAGGAAAAGGGAUUGUCCGUGAGUCAACACUGAAAAUGUGAUUAGGAGGAACUGCUCUCACUGAUCUGUUUCUAACCUUUUAGUCCAUGUUGGCCUGUGACCCCUUUCAGCUUUCAGAUCGAGCCUGAUUAGACCACAACACUGGUCUCCCUAUGGAAGCAGCUGUUUCUAUCUCGCAUUGAGAACCCAUGGAGAAGCUGAGGAGGGGGAUGGCUGUUCAUAUCCACGAAGUCUGGAUACUUCUGUUUGUAAUCCCUGCUUUGGUCACUCCAGCUGCCAUCAAUCAUGAAGACUAUCCUGCUGAUGAAGGGGACCAGACCUCCAGUAAUGACAAUCUGAUCUUUGAUGACUACCGAGGGAAGGGCUGUGUGGAUGACAGUGGCUUUGUUUACAAACUGGGAGAACGUUUUUUCCCAGGACAUUCCAACUGUCCUUGUGUCUGUACUGAGGAUGGACCUGUUUGCGAUCAACCAGAAUGCCCUAAAAUCCAUCCAAAGUGUACAAAAGUGGAACAUAAUGGAUGCUGCCCAGAAUGCAAAGAAGUGAAAAACUUUUGUGAAUAUCAUGGGAAAAAUUACAAAAUCUUGGAGGAAUUUAAGAUCCUACAGGCAGGAACUGCUCCCUGUCCCUGCAGAAGAGUGAGUCCUGGGGACGUGGUUUUCAGUAGCAUGGUGCCAUCCUUCUCAAAGAAAAUGGCAGAAAUUUUCUAGCCACAGACAUUAAAAUGUCUCCAUUCGCCUGGCGAGACAUUGCGUGAGUUAUCCUUUGGGUGAGAACAGGAGAGGUUUUGGCAUCACAACUUGGCGUUCCUGGUGAUAGUCAUGUUAGAAGAGCAGCUUCAACCUGAAGUUUGAACUUGAGCUUGGAAACAGCUGUGAAUAUCAAGGACAUAUCUUGGGUGCUCUUCAGUGGCCGCCCUGCUUUCUACCAAGCACAGAGCUGCAAUCUCUUCCAGCCGUUGGCUCUGCCAGCACUGAACCUCUGCUGCUGCCUUUCAUCUGCCUGCCCCUUCCCCUGACUUCACUUCCUUGUUCUCUCGCCUUCCACCUUCGCUGCUCCCUUCCCAAACCCAUCCUUGCUCAGAAAGUCCCUAGUAGGUGACACCCAAAUGUUUUUCUCUUGCAGCAAGCACAUGUAGAGGGAUGGGAGAACAAUCCAUUGCCCCUGGGCAGGCCUGCGCACUGGGGUGAAAAAAGAGCAACAGGAAAAGAGAAAUUAUAGUUUCAUUCUUGGGCAAAAUCUCCACUGAUGUGAAAAGAGCCAGGAUUUCACUGCUGGAGUUCUACUUUAUUUUUCUUUCCCAUGUUGCCUGCCACUGUAUCUUAAGUUCAUUGCUUUGUUUUGUCCACAAAUCAUCUGUAAUCCUUCAGCUAGGGCUUCUGUAUCUCACUGACUUUAUGUCUUCUUGAGCAGCACUUUGCACAGUAGGGAUCACAGCUCUAACAGGGAUCUUCGGGGUAUAAUCAGAAUCCAAAAUAAAUGAGGGACUAUAUAAGCAUAGCAUUAUCAUAUACUAAUUCUCAGCUCAUUAUGAAAACCUUUGCUUUGGAAUAGUGGCACCUCCUUCUCCUUUGUUAAUGCUCUUUAAAAAUGUUUUAUUAAUGCAAUUAUCUCAAUAUAAGUUAACAAAAUAAGACCUCUCAUCAAAAGGCAUUAGCACAUCCAAGAGUGUAUUCAGCUCCUAUCCCACCAUCUCUCAGUCCCUGAAAUGCAGUGUGUCCAUUCUGCCACCGGAGAAAAGGAGGCAAUGAAACCAAAAAGUAAUUCCCCACCCCCAGAACCAUGCCAGAAAUAGAAAUUAUGCAGUGCAAACUACAGCCUUGCUCUGACCACUGGUUACCCUGCCUGGGAGUAGAACUUUAUCAAAUAUGGAUGAAACACUUGGGACAUUCAUGGAGCAUUACUGACAGGAUGAUGCUGUUAGGAGAAAAAGAAGAGUUUCUUGCAGCCCUGGUCUGAAAGGGAAGGUGAGGGGGAGAAAGCGUGCAACCAUCUGGUGUCUGGGGUGGUACACUGGGCUGCUGGCAGAGUCCUGCAGUUGUGCCCAGGCGUAUUGAACUGUCCAGCUGCAGGUGUGGGCUGUGGAUGCUCUGGUUUAUAUCAGCAUGAGAGAACAGAGAUACGACACCUGAAAUCUGAGGAGCUUCAUAAGGCCACCAGAAAAUCAAAGUGGGGAAGAAAGGAAGGUUCUUUACUGAGUUUUCUCCUCUGUUAUAUGAGUGUUCAGUUUCCUGGUGAAUCUUGGAAAGCGCUCAGAUCAUGGCAAGCUAAUAAUUGCAAGAACUAGCAUUAUUAAAACCUUUUGGUAGUAUACUAACCAGUCAUCCAAAUCACUAGUAGGUUUUAGAUCUCUGCUUAUAAAUUACAAGAAACUAAUUACUAACCCAAGCCAGCAUGGGGCCACAAUUCUAAUAUUGGCAUUUUUCUCUCCAAGAUACGUGCAGCAGGUUUUUUUUCUACUAUGACUCAAACAAAUGGGGCUUGCUUUUUUUCCCUCUUCUUCUUGUGUGUUCUGCAAUUUCACGUACGACUAGAAAAUCAUAAUAUAAAAGAAAUUUCAAUAACGUGCCUGUGCUUUAAUAAAAGGAGCCAUGAACAAUGCCAGCUCUGAAGAUAGCAUACAGCCAUUGAAAUCAGACAGGGGAAACAGAGCAUCAGUCAGAUGGAAAAGUAUGAUUUAUUAUCUCCCUCCUGGCAAAAUUACAGUGACAAUGUCUAUGCAAAGGAAUCUGAAAUCACUGACUUACUGUAUUUCUGUCAUAAUUUGUACCAACAAAACAUACUAAAAUAGAUAGGCAUGUCACAUAUUGAUCUACAGUGAUGCCUAUUUUAAAAAUUAUAUUAUGUACUUAGCUACUGAUUCUGUAACAUAUAUAUUACAUUAUGCACAAGUCUAUUAUUACAAUAGGUGAAAGAAGACGGGCUGUAUUCAAAAUUUGGCUACAAAAACAUCCAUGCUGUUGUUUUCCCCAGAUCACAGUAAUACAUAGAGGCCCCAAAAGCUCAGAGCUCAGUGGCGCCGGCUCCGCUACACACAGCUAGUCUCUCAAAGCUUCCCACUGAAAUAGACGAGACCCAAAACUCAAGCAUCAGCAUGAUUCAGAAUCACCAGGAAAUUACACACAAGCCCCCAGUGUUUUAGUCACAGUGCACCAAUAUGGGAGCACAGAGCAGAAUUUGGCCUGUAUGUGCAAGCCCAGGGGAUCAGUAUUUUUCCUGUAAACAUGACACAGGAAUCAACAUGUGCCCAACAUUUGUACCGCCAAAGCUGUAGCUGGGCUUUCAGAUAUGCGCUCCAGGAAAUAGCCCAUAGGCUCUGCUUGUUUCCAGAUUUGGGGGCUGUCCAAAGAGCUACUGAAAGAGAGGAGAUAUCUCUGCACAGCUGGAGAAGAGGCUCUGGCACUUCCUCUCCCCUCCAUUGCUGCUGGGAUGUGUAUUACAUACAACUGUUACCAGAUCUUCCAAGAGUGGUAAAAUCAAGUCUGAGGCUUUAUUAUCAUGCCAGACAAUGCUCAGUGAGGCCAAGGAUAUAAGCGCUUAUCGCUUGGCUCUCCCAAGCUGUGUCCAUCUCUGUCACCCGAGAUGUUUCUGUAGGGGUAGUGAGCGUGAGGUCCUCAAGUCGUCAGCUUGUGAAGAAGGAUGUUGUCCAUAGAAAUGUUGACAGAUCAGCGGCGAGAAGUUUUUUACACAACUGUUCCCUACCAGAGCGAGGGGAAGUGCAGGUGUGUGUUUGUUGCUACUGGAAUGUGCUUUAUGCAGAAUUGCAUUCAUUAAAAAUAAUGCUCAAUUAGCUAAUUACCCUAGUUAUUGUUUUUAAGACUGUAAUUAGAUAAGUCAUGUAAUGACAACGCUCAGCCUAGCUGCAAAAUAAAAAUACAUGUACUGUUA